CACCUGGAGCAGUGGCUACAUGAUGUCGCUUCUCAGGACUCAAGGACCAACAACCCUACACCUCUGCAACGGAGAAGGCAGGAAUGGAGAAACAAGCACAACCACUUCUAUUCUGUCGUUAACCACUCUGUAGACAUGUGUCCCCAUCAGAAGGCGUGAACUGCACAAGGGGGAAGUUCCUGGGGCCCUCCAGACCACUAGCACCUUUGACUGCCCCCCUAGAGAGAAGGCAGAGCCAUGGCAUCUUAUAGCUGCUGUUUGGCCCUCUUGGCUCUUGCCUGUCACUCCUCUGCCUACGGGCCCGACCAGCGAGCCCAAAAGAAGGGGGACAUUAUUCUUGGGGGUCUCUUUCCUAUCCAUUUUGGAGUAGCAGCCAAAGAUCAAGAUCUGAAAUCAAGACCAGAGUCCGUGGAGUGCAUCAGGUACAACUUCCGAGGAUUUCGAUGGUUGCAAGCCAUGAUAUUUGCCAUCGAGGAGAUAAACAGCAGCCCCACCCUUCUUCCCAACAUGACACUGGGAUACAGGAUAUUUGACACCUGUAACACCGUCUCCAAGGCCUUGGAGGCCACCUUGAGUUUUGUUGCCCAGAACAAAAUCGAUUCCUUGAACCUGGAUGAGUUCUGCAACUGCUCAGAGCACAUCCCUUCCACUAUUGCAGUGGUGGGAGCGACUGGCUCGGGCGUCUCCACGGCCGUGGCCAACCUACUUGGGCUCUUCUACAUCCCACAGGUGAGUUAUGCCUCCUCCAGCAGGCUUCUUAGCAAUAAGAAUCAAUACAAAUCCUUCCUCCGCACCAUCCCCAACGAUGAGCACCAGGCCACCGCCAUGGCCGACAUCAUCGAGUACUUCCGCUGGAACUGGGUGGGCACGAUCGCAGCCGAUGAUGACUACGGACGGCCAGGCAUUGAGAAGUUCCGGGAGGAAGCGGAGGAGAGGGACAUCUGCAUCGACUUCAGCGAGCUCAUCUCCCAGUACUCGGAUGAGAAGGAGAUCCAGCAGGUGGUGGAAGUGAUCCAGAACUCCACAGCCAAGGUCAUCGUCGUUUUCUCCAGCGGCCCAGACCUAGAGCCCCUCAUCAAGGAGAUUGUGCGGCGCAACAUCACAGGCAGGAUCUGGCUGGCCAGCGAGGCCUGGGCCAGCUCCUCCUUGAUUGCUAUGCCUGAAUACUUCCACGUGGUUGGGGGCACCAUUGGGUUCGGUCUGAAGGCUGGGCAGAUCCCAGGCUUCCGAGAAUUCCUGCAGAAAGUCCAUCCCAGGAAAUCGGUCCACAACGGGUUUGCCAAAGAGUUUUGGGAAGAGACUUUUAAUUGCCACCUGCAAGAAGGCGCCAAAGGGCCUUUGCCUGUGGACACCUUCCUAAGAAGUCACGAGGAAGGUGGCAGCAGGUUAAGCAAUAGCUCCACUGCCUUCCGACCCCUCUGCACAGGUGAUGAGAACAUCAGCAGCGUGGAGACGCCUUACAUGGAUUAUGAACAUUUACGGAUCUCCUACAACGUGUACUUAGCUGUCUACUCCAUCGCCCAUGCCCUGCAAGACAUAUACACCUGCUUGCCCGGACGAGGGCUGUUCACCAAUGGGUCCUGUGCAGACAUCAAGAAGGUUGAGGCCUGGCAGGUCCUGAAGCACCUGCGGCACCUAAACUUUACCAACAACAUGGGGGAGCAGGUGACGUUCGAUGAGUGUGGUGACCUGGUGGGGAACUAUUCCAUCAUCAACUGGCACCUCUCCCCAGAGGACGGCUCCAUUGUGUUCAAGGAAGUUGGGCAUUACAAUGCAUACGCCAAGAAGGGAGAGAGACUCUUCAUCAAUGAGGAGAAGAUCUUGUGGAGUGGGUUCUCCAGGGAGGUGCCCUUCUCCAACUGCAGCCGGGACUGUCUGGCAGGGACCAGGAAGGGGAUCAUUGAGGGGGAGCCCACCUGCUGCUUUGAGUGUGUGGAGUGUCCCGAUGGGGAGUACAGUGAUGAGACAGAUGCGAGCGCCUGUGACAAGUGCCCGGAUGACUUCUGGUCCAAUGAAAACCACACUUCCUGCAUUGCCAAGGAGAUUGAGUUUCUGGCGUGGACCGAGCCCUUCGGAAUCGCUCUCACUCUUUUUGCAGUGCUGGGCAUCUUCCUGACCGCCUUUGUGCUGGGCGUCUUCAUCAAGUUCCGAAACACGCCCAUCGUCAAGGCCACCAACCGCGAGCUGUCCUACCUCUUGCUCUUCUCGUUGCUCUGCUGCUUCUCCAGCUCCCUGUUCUUCAUCGGGGAGCCCCAGGACUGGACGUGCCGCCUGCGCCAGCCCGCCUUCGGCAUCAGCUUCGUGCUCUGUAUCUCGUGCAUCUUGGUGAAGACCAACCGCGUCCUGCUGGUCUUUGAGGCCAAGAUACCCACCAGCUUUCACCGGAAGUGGUGGGGGCUCAACCUGCAGUUCCUGCUAGUUUUCCUCUGCACCUUCAUGCAGAUCGUCAUCUGCGUGAUCUGGCUCUACACGGCGCCCCCCUCCAGCUACCGCAACCAUGAGCUGGAGGACGAAAUCAUUUUCAUCACGUGCCACGAGGGCUCACUCAUGGCGCUCGGCUCCCUCAUCGGCUACACCUGCCUGCUGGCUGCCAUCUGCUUUUUCUUCGCCUUCAAGUCCCGGAAGCUGCCAGAGAAUUUCAACGAAGCCAAGUUCAUUACCUUCAGCAUGCUCAUCUUCUUCAUUGUCUGGAUCUCCUUCAUUCCCGCCUACGCCAGCACCUACGGCAAGUUUGUCUCCGCCGUGGAGGUGAUCGCCAUCCUGGCUGCCAGCUUCGGCUUGCUGGCCUGCAUCUUCUUCAACAAGGUCUACAUCAUCCUUUUCAAGCCUUCCCGGAACACCAUCGAGGAGGUGCGCUGCAGCACCGCGGCGCAUGCUUUCAAAGUGGCAGCCCGUGCCACGCUACGUCGCAGCAAUGUCUCCCGGAAGCGGUCCAGCAGUCUAGGAGGCUCCACCGGUUCCAUUCCCUCCUCCAUCAGUAGCAAAAGCAACAGUGAAGACCCGUUCCCACAGCCGGAGAGGCAGAAGCAACAGCAGAGGUUGGCCCUGACCCAGCAAGAACAGCAGCAGCAGCAGCAGCCGCUGACUCUACAGAAACAGCAGCAGCCACAGCAGCCGAGAUGCAAACAGAAGGUCAUCUUCGGCAGUGGCACAGUCACCUUCUCUCUGAGCUUUGACGAGCCUCAAAAGAGCGCUAUGGCCCACAGAAACUCCACGCGGCACAACUCCCUGGAGGCCCAGAAGAACAACGACGCCUUGAGCAGACAUCAGGCUCUGCUCCCACUGCAGUGUGCAGACACGGACUCAGAAAUGACUAUGCAGGAAACGGGUCUGCAAGGGCCCAUGAUUGGGGACCACCAGCCGGAAAUGGAAAGUACAGAAGAAAUGUCCCCAGCACUGGUCAUGUCCACGUCUCGGAGCUUUGUCAUUAGCGGUGGAGGUAGCUCUGUCACGGAAAACAUACUGCACUCCUAAUGGAGGGAAAAAUUGACUGUCGAGCUGACAGCUUUUCUUAGAGGCCCAGGAAUAAGAACGAGCCGUUCCCUUCCUCCCAGGAAGCCAGGAUGAUCGGUACCUCAAAUACCUGUACUCGGGAUGCACCGCUUUGAAUCAAAUUAGCUGACUAAUGUGCUCUUUAAAGUUAAAGAGACAUUUGUUUUCCAGAGCUCAGUAUCACACUGCUCCCUCCUUUAAGAAUACAUGCAUAGAUCCAGAAAUGCCUGCCCUGAGAUUUCAUGGACAGCAUGGUCUGAAUCACAGUCCAGAGACAGACCGAUGGGACAUCAGAUCUGUCACUACCAGAGUUGAGUCUGAAAGCCAGACAGUCAUGGGGGCUGUCUAACGCAUUGACAGUGGACAGGACUUUACAUGUUCAAGACAUCAUGGGGAUGUGUCCUCUCUUAUUUAUGGAGACCUUAAGAAGUGUGGUUGUUUUAUCCUCCCUGCUGCUGCUAUCGUGUGGCAUCUAUCGAGCCUGCGUCCUUCCUGUGGGACCAUGUCAGGGUGCAUCCAGAACCUGAUGGCAAUGCCAUGCUUAGAUCUCAGGAUCAUAAGCUCACCUCUAAGCCCUGGGAAAGGACCGACUAAUCCAAUGAGCUGUCUCUGUAAUUAGUAUUGCUGUGCAUAGCUUGACCCUUAAGAAAACGCUCUGUUGCUGAAGUCUUGCAGUCUGGAUUCUCCAAGGCAGUAUUAUCGAGUUCUGUUGUUCUUUCCCAUCCCUGCACCCUCACUCAGGGGAGCAGAGCACCUGUGGUCCCUCUCAAGACCCCAUGGUUCCUGAAACUCCCCUCCAACCCUGCCCUAAAGGCUUUGCGAAGCCAGAUCCAGACCUGGCUCUGUGGAGAAUAAGCUCCCAGGGGCAAGUGUGGCUCCCAGGGAAGGCCAUGGUUCCCUCAGCAGUGAGAUUAAAGGUGCUCACAGGUCACCUAACUGCUAGGAACUCAAACUUGGGGCCACAGUGAUCAAGGUUCAGGCUCUGGCUUGGUCACUGGCAGGAUGAGCAGCAGUAGGCAAGGAACCACAGCCUCUGUAAGCUUCUUUGAGUCUACAGUAGGGUGUUACAGUUCUCUUCCCGUGGAACUCUCACGUGGGGUAAGUGAGAGCAUGUGGCAACAUAUUUCAGCAUGGCGCCUGACACCUAAUAAAUAAGCCCUUAGUGUUAGUAAGUAUGAUUUGCGGUAUAGUGGCUACUAGUUUCCAUUGGUUUAGACUAUGCUGUAGUUUGGAUUGUGACCCUCAAGGUCCACAUGUUAGAAGAUUGGUCCCUUGGGUGGCCCUCUUGGAAGGUCGUGGUGUCUUCAGGAAGUGGGGCUUAGUAGGACAUAGUUCAAGAUGUGUUUGCAGGGAGUUAUGGGACUCUGGCACCAUUCUCUUUCUGUCUCUUACUUCCUGGUCAUAAAAUGAAGAGUCUCCUCUGACAUAAGCCCUUUGUUGCCAUCUAGCACCCACCAGGGACCCUAAACAAUGGUCCACAUGAGCAAGGACCAGAACCUCCAAAACAGAGCAUCAAGAUUAACUUUUUUUUCUCUCUCUAGUUGUCUGACGUAUUUUAUUAUGCUGAGAGAGAGCUGACUAAUACAGAAUUUAAAGAAAAACUCUUACUAAGCAUUCAAAUGCUACUGCCUAAUCCACUGAUCACAGUAGCUUGAUUCAGAAUAAGUCCAGAAUUUCUGAGACCCAGAUCAAGGUAUCAGCAGGAGCCAUGUCCUAUUAGCACCCCCCAAAACCCAGUGUUCUGCCUCUGUGGUAAGAGUACCACUUCCAGCACCAUUGCUGACUGAUGGUCUCUCAGACCAGAUCCCACUGAGCUAUGCUGAUCCCAAGACCAAGCCAUAGAACGUAAAUCUGUCAGUGGCCUAAAUUUACAGUUUGUGGUGAGUCCUCCCCGACCACUUCCUUCCGAGGGUUUUUAGGAUAACACACAGUUGACAUUUUGAUUGUGAAGAGUAUUAAUGGCAUGGUAGAGAGAGAGUGACCUAGUCACAGAACACAGAGCUGCCCUGGUGAGAUACCAACACUGCAGCCAGAGAGGGCACAGCCUGGAAGAGCCCGCUGUCAACUGCUGUCACCUCUCUGAGCAAAACGCAAUGCCGAGUGAGGGUUCGUUUUUAACAUUUCACUUGGCCCUAGAAUAAAUAAACAAACAAGCAAAAAUAGCACCCAAAAGUUGAGUGGCUUUUUCAAGAACUGUGGGGAAAGAAACUGUCACACAUUCAUCCUUCCUGUCCUGACUACAGUGCCCGCCGUCCCUUCUUCCUCAAGCGCUCUCCUCAUCCGUGAUGAGAAGCUGAGGCUCAUCAAGGAAAACACAUGACUGGCUGUUGCAAUGUGUUCACUAUGACAGGGACUUGCGAAUCAAAUGAUCUUUAGGGACAUCCUCAUCAUAAAGGAAGACGGGACCACCACACUGGGCCCAACUCUGCAUUCAGUCACAGGGAUAAGAGAGGAAUUUCGUUAUGUCUCUAUAGCAACCGACCUUUUAUCUCAAAUUCCUAUUCUGGCAGCAACCGACGCAUAGUUAGGUCAAAUUGGGGUUUUUCUGAGGAAUUUCAGAGUUUUCUCGUUCAAAUUAGAUUUUUUAAGUAUCAGCUCAAAAGUUUGGUGUGCCCCCCCCUUCCUCUUUCCAGCCAAGUUUUAACAUGAUGGGGGUGAGUCUUCAGUCAUGGACAUCUCUUUCUCUUAGCACUGCUGAAACCAUCUUGCCUAGCUGUCGGUAAUUGUGUCUCUGUUCUGGCUUCCUCUUAUGUAUAUGUGGCAGUCCAUUUUCUGUUGCUGUAACAGAAUAGCCAAGCAAGCUAACUUUAUAGAGAAAGGGGUUUACUUAACUCAUAGUUCUGCUGGUUCGUGGGCCAAGACCAUAUGACUGCCAUUGGUCACCACAAUGGCAAGAAAGCACUGGAAGGAAGGGAUUACGCAUCAAAAUAGAAUCCAGAGAAUGAUUCAGGGGUCAGCUUUACUCAUGACAACUCACUCUUGAGACUCCAGGGUUUCCAUAAGAACUACCUUAACUCCUCAAAAAGCAGAUCCCCCAGGGACCUAAAGCCCUCCCAUAAGGCUCCACCUCUCAGCACCAGCACAUUAAGGGGUCAAGUCCCCAACAAUAGACCCCUUGGAAACCAUAUCCAAACCAUGAAAGUAUCGUAUCCCCAAACCAUUCCCCAACCAUGAGAUCCAUGGUGGUUUCCAUGGAUAAUCACUGUCUCAACUGACUGACCCUUCCUAGGCCUGCAAGCUCCCUCAGCUCCCUCCAGGUACAUCCUAGGGACCAGGAGACUAUGAACCCUCCAUGUGGUGACUUGACUGCUGCCCAAAUGUGUCUAUACAGAGACUCUGUAUGUUAACAAGCAUAUAGAGCAGACACGAAUAAGGAACGGGGUAAAAUACUGACAAGCCCGUGCGGACCUGUGUGCUAGACAGAAUAAUAUUCAGGCAAAGAUAUCACGAUUACAACAGCAGAGCAUGUGGUUGCAUCAAAGCCACAGAGAUCUAAGUUGCUGAUUGAAUUAAGAUUCCUUCCAGUCAAUCCUGAGGUCGGAGCCUACAGAACGAUCGUGAGAGGUGGCACAGUGGGAGGAAGGCUGCAGACCAUCCAUCCCCCACUUUGUGUGUGGAAGGAAGUGAGAGACAACAGGGUGUGGGUUGUUUCUGGAAGCUGGCAGAGUAAGAGUCCCGAUUCUCCCCAGGAGCCUCCAGGAAGGAACACAGAGGUGGAGACCUGGGUGUCAGCCUAGCGAGACCCUUUGAAGA
Myodes glareolus (Bank vole) is the source of this 7245-nucleotide messenger RNA. Lineage: Eukaryota; Metazoa; Chordata; Mammalia; Rodentia; Cricetidae. The record is from RefSeq and is a predicted model, not a curated record.